Rhizophagus irregularis DAOM 181602=DAOM 197198 is the source of this 702-nucleotide messenger RNA. The record is from RefSeq and is a predicted model, not a curated record. NCBI's taxonomy places the organism in Eukaryota, Fungi, Glomeromycota, Glomeromycetes, Glomerales, Glomeraceae.
CUGAUUUUUUAUUAGAUAAUCUUGAUAAUCGUUCAGUUAAUAUUAAUGAUCCUAAUAUUAAUGAUCCUAAUAAUCCUUGGAAACUAGCACCUACUUAUAAUCAAAUAUUUGAAAAUGGAACUAUUGAUUCUAACCCAUUUUUGAUUCAACCACCAAAUGAAAAUACAAAUAUGUUCAUAGAUUUUAAAACAUCUCUUUUUACAAUGUAUAAAUUCUUAACAGGUGAUCCAAGUGCAUUAUCUAAUUGGACAUAUUUAAACAAUCCACCGCUUGUAAUUUUGAUUGUCUUAUUCUCAUUUUUGAUUGUUGUUUAUCUUAUGAAUUUGUUUAUUGGGUUACUCAAUAAUGCAAUUAAUAAAGAUUAUAAUAGAGUCUCUUAUUUGGUACAGAAGGCAGAGAUUCUAGCUGAAAUUGAGUUAUUUUACUUGUUACCACAUCAGAGACGUUGGAAAGAAUGGUUUCCUGAAGUAAUACAUUACAGUGCCAAAAUUAAUGAUGUCCGAAAAGAAGUUGAGAAAAUGAUGAAUCAAGAUGAAUGGAAUACUAAUGCAUUCCCAGAAUUAAAAGAUGAUCUAUUAAAAAAACUUAAUAUUCAACAAAUUCCUGACAAAUAGUAGAAUUUAUGGAUCUUACUAUUAGAAAAAACGUAAGGCGUGAUUACUCUAUAAAUAUUUUUAUAUUUUUAUUAUUUUUACUAUUUUA